Molecule: messenger RNA, 558 nt
Organism: Hevea brasiliensis (rubber tree)
Lineage: Eukaryota; Viridiplantae; Streptophyta; Magnoliopsida; Malpighiales; Euphorbiaceae
Product: transcription factor PAR1-like
Exons: 1
Coding region: 178-405 (75 amino acids)
Biological process (GO): regulation of DNA-templated transcription
Source: RefSeq, a predicted model, not a curated record
CUGUCACUGAUAACCCUCUGCCCUUUCUCAUCAUUUUAUAGCUCUCCUUUUCUUUGCAGCUUUUCAAACUCCACAACUCUCUCCGUUUCUCUCGUCCCUAGCUAUUAUUCAAUACUACCAUUGCAGGCAUUGCCUUGCCUGCUGUCUCUUUUCGUUUUCUUUAUAGCUAGAGAGGUAAUGGAGAUCAACGGGUGCAGAGAUUUUGCCAAGGUGAAGUGGAGGAGGCGGCGGAGGAGAGCUGUCCGCGGCUCAGUCCGAAUGAAGGUGAAGAAGUUGCAAAGACUAAUUCCAGGAGGGCAAGGGUUGAAGCCGGAUCGGCUUUUCUCGAGGACGGCGGAUUAUAUAUUGCAUUUAAGGUUGCAAGUUAAUGUUUUACAAGCUCUUUCCAAGAUUUACACGCCAUGACUAUUAAAGCUAUGCUUCUUGCUUUUUUUUAUUUAUAUUUAUAAUUAAGAUAUAUCGACGUAAUUUGUAAUAUGAUUAAAAUGCAAGAAUGUUCCUUUCUAGCUUGUUAAUUUAAUUAUGAAUAUAUAUAAUGCCAUUGGCUGAUUAAUUUUA